AUGAAGACUAUAUCCCUCCUCUUCCUCCUCCUCCUCCUCGCCUCAGGAGCCUGUGACGACGUCAAGUACAUCUCCAAGAGGAACUCAGUGGAUGGAUGUAUAGACUGGUCGGUGGAUCUGAAGGAGUACCAUGUUCUGGCAGGCGAACCUGUUCGGGUCAAAUGUGCCUUGUUCUACAGCUACAUCAGAACCAACUACACCAUGGCCACCAACGCCAAGCUGCGCCUCAUCUGGUACAAGAACAAAGGAGAUGCAGAGGAGCCCAUCAUUUUCUCAGGCCACAGGCUGAGUAAAGAAGACGACUCCAUCUGGUUCAGAUCUGCUGAGAUGGAAGACAAUGGAUUCUACACCUGUGUACUGAGGAACUCCACAUACUGCAUGAAAGUGUCCAUGUCGAUGACGGUGGAGGAGAGUGACGAGGGGAAAUGCUUCAGCAGUAAAAUCCGCCAUCUGGAGAAAGCUGAGAUAACCCACAGCAAAAUGAUCACCUGUCCUGAUAUAGAAGACUAUAUGGCUCCAUACAAACAGCCACAGAUGACCUGGUAUAAGGAGUGUGAGCGGGUUGAAUGGAGAAGUUCCAUCUCUGUGAACACCACACACGUCUGGAUACCUGAGGUGGAGGAGGGUGACGGGGGAAACUACACCUGUGAGUUACAGUAUGGAUCCAGACUGGUGCGGCGGACCACACAGCUCAAAGUGACAGCUCUCCAAACCACUCAGCCUCCCAAGGUCCUUUUUCCCCCAGAGAGGCAGGACACAGUGAUAGAAAUCACGCCUGGUAUGCCUCUCAGUCUGGACUGCAAGGCCUUUUUUGGCUACAGUGGAGAAAACAGAAGGCCCAUCAUCUACUGGAUGAAAGGGGAGAAGUUUGUCGAAGAACUAGCCGGACACAUUAAAGAAAGUGAAGUCAGGAUCUUAAGGGAGCAUUUAGGGGAGAAGGAGGUGCAGCUAUCCUUAACGUUUGAUGCUGUGGAGGAGUCAGACCUGGCCAACUACACCUGUUAUGUGGAGAACCAUAUAGGGAGGCGCAGCGGGAGUGCCAUACUGCAGAAGAAAGAUAUGUAUCGCCUGGAGCUGGCUGGUGGUCUCGGGGUCAUAUUGCUGCUGCUGGGAGUCCUGACAGCACUUUAUAAGUGUUACAACCUGGAGAUUAUGCUCUGCUACAGGAGACACUUCGGGAGUGAUGAAACUGAAGAUGAUAAUAAGGAGUAUGAUGCCUACCUGUCUUAUACUAAAGUGGACCUGGACUCUCUGGGCAGGACGAGCAGUGAUGAGGAAACAUUUGCUUUGGAGAUCCUGCCAGAUGUGUUGGAGAAACACUACGGAUACAAGCUGUUUAUACCAGACAGAGAUCUUAUGCCCAGCAGUACCUAUAUUGAAGACUUGGCUCGCAGCGUGGAGCAGAGCAGGCGUCUCAUCAUCGUUCUGACUCCAGAGUUUGUUGCCAAAAGAGGUUGGAGUAUCUUCCAGAUAGAGACACGCCUCCAUUCUAUGCUGGUUACCGGGGAGAUCAAGGUGAUCAUGAUAGAGUGUGCCGACCUGAAGAAUGUUAUCAACUACCAAGAGGUUGAAGCACUUAAACAUACGAUCAAGGUUUUAUCCAUCAUCAAGUGGAGGGGUCCUAAAAGCAAUGAGCUGUCCUCUAAGUUUUGGAAGCAGGUGGUCUAUGAGAUGCCUGCUAAACGCAGAGAGACGUUGUCCAGACGCCAGGUGAUGGACUCUGGUGAACAGGGCCUCUUUGGUGACCUACAGACCACAGUCUCCACCAUUGCCAUGACAACCACCUCUGCCUCUCUGGCGCCCCCUAAUGAGAGUCGCCAUGGACAUCAUCAGGUUGCCUUGGCGACAGAGAUCCCAGACUACAACCAGAUGACCUUGCCACUGGGAGGAGGUCACAUGGCUACAGCAGCCCAAAUGAGGCAUUUCUGCCGCAGCUACGAGUUCCAGCUUCCCCCUCAGCCUUCCUCCCUGUCACCUCCUCUCCCACCUCCCUCCACUGUGCAGUUCUCCACUCUGGGCCCUGGGGGGCGCCACGUCUACUGCAACAUCCCUAUGACACUGCUGAAUGGACAGGGGUUCAGAGCAGUUCACUGGGGAACAAGAGGUACCUCAGAGCAGUACGCUUGGGAAAAAGCCAGAACUCCACCUGAACAGCACCUUCGUACCUCUCACCAGCAGAGAACUAAGCUCUGA
Molecule: messenger RNA, 2193 nt
Organism: Toxotes jaculatrix (banded archerfish)
Lineage: Eukaryota; Metazoa; Chordata; Actinopteri; Toxotidae
Gene: il1rapl2
Product: interleukin 1 receptor accessory protein-like 2
Exons: 18
Coding region: 1-2193 (730 amino acids)
Biological process (GO): signal transduction
Source: RefSeq, a predicted model, not a curated record